Marmota flaviventris (yellow-bellied marmot) is the source of this 1412-nucleotide messenger RNA. It is a transcript of the gene Trub2, whose product is annotated as TruB pseudouridine synthase family member 2. The record is from RefSeq and is a predicted model, not a curated record. Gene Ontology annotation, biological process: RNA processing; pseudouridine synthesis. Gene Ontology annotation, molecular function: RNA binding; pseudouridine synthase activity. Lineage: Eukaryota; Metazoa; Chordata; Mammalia; Rodentia; Sciuridae.
AAGAUAAGAACCUCUUCCGGCCAGGAAACAUGGCGACGCCUAUUGUAAGGACCACAUUUGGAAAAGAACCGUACGACAUUUCCGUUUGAAUCCCAGCUUUUCCGAGAACCCGGGGCGCCAGGGGUGCGGGGGGCGUGGACUGUGGUCAUGGGUCUGGCGCGGUUGAACGGGCUCUUCGCCGCCUAUAAGCCCCCGGGGCUAAAGUGGCUGCACCUGCGGGAUACUGUAGAGCAGCAGCUUCUGAAGGGUCUCAAUGCCCCGAAGCCAUCUGUUCCUGAACAGCGUGUUCGCUUCUUGUUGGGCCCCAUGGAAGGCAAUGAAGAGGAGCUGGCCCUCACAGCCACCAGUGUGCCCACCCUCACCAACCACAGGCUUGUACUGGGAAUUGAACCCAGAGACUCGUACAUGCUAGUGUGUGGGCCAGCAUUCACCAGCCUGAAGAUUGGUGUGGGACAUCGGCUGGAUAUCCAGUCUUCUGGGGUACUUGUGCUUGGCGUGGGACGUGGACGAAGACUCCUCACCGACAUGUAUGAUGCUCACCUCACCAAGGAUUAUACAGUGCGUGGUCUUCUAGGCAAAGCCACAGACGACUUCCAUGAGGAUGGACGACUGGUGGAGAAGACCACAUAUGAUCAUGUGACUAGAGAGAAGCUGGACCGGAUUCUGGCUGUUAUCCAAGGCUCCCAUCAGAAGGCCCUGGUGAUGUACUCUAACCUAGACCUGCAGUCCCAGGAGGCCUAUGAGAUGGCCACGAGAGGUGUGAUCCGGCCCAUGAACAAGUCCCCGAUGUUGAUCACUGGCAUCCGGUGCCUCCAUUUUGCACCUCCAGAGUUCCUCUUAGAGGUGCAGUGUAUGCACGAGACACAGCAGCAGCUGCGCAAGCUGGUGCAUGAGAUCGGCCUGGAGCUGAAGACCACUGCUGUCUGCUCCCAAGUGCGGCGCACACGGGACGGCUUCUUCACACUGGAUGAUGCCCUCCUGAGGACUCACUGGGACCUACACAGCAUCCAGGAUGCCAUCCAGGCUGCAGCGCCCCGGGUGGCAGCCGAGCUGGAAAAGAACCUGAAGCCAAGGUUGGGCACCCAGGAGCUCCCCAGUCCCGGCCCAUCCUGGAACUCCGAAGGCCUGAGCUCUGCCUUGGAGGCAGGGAGCUGUGCAGGGCAUUGAUAGGCCAGGCUGUUGGCGGGGCAGUGGGCGCCAUAGCAUAAAGGCUCAGUAUUCAUGAGCCAGAACCAGUGAGUGUGAGGAAUUGAGAAUAAGAGAAGCUCUUCUACAUGGACACAAAACUGAGUCUGUAAUAGGAAAGAUUAGUGGGCUUAACCCAAUUGAAAAGGAAAAAACUCUGUAUGGAGAAAGAGAUGAUAAACAAAUGACAGACUAAUAAAAAAAUUUGCAGUAUCUUUAACUAGGAA